GUCGGCAGAUCCCCGGGAGGCAGCUGCACUGAGAGCUCCGGGACUUCCUUCCUGCUCUGCUCUCCGCAGGCCCAACAGCCUUCCCUGCUGCCCAGCAGCCAGGCCAGUGCACACCACCCUCUUCGGCAUCAGAACUGGCUCAAGAACCUGCCAUGAGCUUCCUACUCUACCUCCUCCUACUGGCCUCAUUCUUCCCACCAGGUCAGGCCUCGUGGGGUGUCUCCAGUCCCCGGGAAGUGCAGGCCGUGAAGGGGUCUUGCCUGGUCAUCCCCUGUGUGUUCAGCUUCCCUGCAGACGUGCAGGUGCCUGAUGGCAUCACAGCUAUCUGGUACUACGACUACUCAGGCAGGCGGCAGGUUGUGAUCCACACGGGCGACCCCACGCAGGUGGAGGCACGCUUCCGUGGCCGUGCCCAGCUGGUGGGGCUCCCGGAGCACAAGGUGUGCAACCUGCUGCUGAAGGACCUGCGGGCUGAGGACACUGGCUCCUACAACUUCCGCUUUGAGAUCAGUGAGGGCAACCGCUGGUCAGAUACGAAAGGCACCUCGGUCACUGUAACAGAGGAGCCCAGGGCACCGACCAUCACUGCCCCAGCAGAGCUCCUCGAGGGCACACAGGUGGACCUCAACUGCUCCACUCCCUAUGCGUGUCUGCCAGAGCAGAUCAGCCUGCAGUGGCAAGGCCAGGACCCCACUCGCUCUGUCACCUCCAAUCUCCACAAGCUUGAGCCCACUGGCAUCAUCCAUGUAGAGACCCUUCACACGGCCCUCUCCUGGGAGGAUCACGACCGGACCCUGCACUGUCAGCUCUCAGUGGCAGACCACAAGACUCGGAGCGAGAUUCGCCUCCAAGUACAGUAUGCUCCCAGGGGUGUGGAGAUCCUCCUCAGCCCCUCAGGGAGGAACAUCCUCCCAGGUGAUCUGGUCACACUCACCUGCCAGGUGAACAGCAGCUACCCCAGAGUCAGUUCCAUUAAGUGGCUCAAGGACGGGGUGCAUCUUGAAGCCACGAGUCGCGUGCUGCAGUUGUCCCAGGCAGCCUGGAGUGAUGCUGGCGUCUACGCCUGCCAAGCUGGAAAUAGUGUGGGUUCUUCAGUCUCACCUCCUCUCAGCCUCCACAUCUUCAUGGCCGAGGUCCAGAUGAGCCCAGCAGGCCCCAUCCUGGAGAACCAGACAGUAACACUGGUCUGCAGCACACCCAAAGAGGCGCCCAGCAAUCUCAGCUACGGCUGGUACAAGAAUCAGGUCCUGCUGGAAGAUGCCCACUCCCACACCCUCCGGCUGCACUCGGCCACCAGGACCGAUACAGGCUUCUACGCCUGCGAGGUGCAGAAUGCCCAGGGCAGAGAGCGCUCAGGCCCUGUCAGCGUGGUGGUCAGACACCCACCCCUCAGCCUGGACCUGACUGCCUUCCUGGAGACACAGACAGGGCUUGUGGGCAUUCUUCACUGCUCUGUGGUCAGCGAGCCCCAAGCCACACUGGUGCUGUCUCAGGGGGACGUUAUCCUGGCCUCCACCCCUGGGGUAAAUGAUUACAGCUCACGCUUCAGGGUCUUCUCUGCUCCCAACUCCCUGCGCCUAGAGAUCCGAGACCUGGAGCCAGCUGACAGUGGACAGUACAAGUGCUCAGCCACCAACUCCCUUGGAAAUGCCACUUCCACUCUGGACUUCCAUGCCAAUGUGGCCCGCCUCCUCAUCAGCCCAGCAGCAGAGGUGGAGGAGGGGCAAGCAGUGACACUGAGCUGCAAGAGUGGCCUGAGCCCUGUGCCCGACACUCGCUUCUCCUGGUACCUGAAUGGAGCCCUGCUUCUUGAGGGGCCCAGCAGCAGCCUCCUGCUCCCUGCAGCCUCCAGCACUGAUGCUGGCUCAUACCACUGCCGGGCCUCCGAUGGCCACAGCACCAGCGGCCCCUCAUCACCUGCCAUCCUCACUGUGCUCUACCCCCCUCGCCAGCCCACAUUCACCGCCCGGCUAGACCCUGAUGCUGCUGGGCGGCGAGGGCUCCUCUUGUGCCAUGUGAACAGUGACCCCCCAGCCCAGCUGCAGCUGCUCCAUGAGGACCGUGUUGUGGCCACUUCCCUGCCACUGGGGGGUGGCUGCAGCACCUGUGGAGGCUGUGUCCCACGCAUGAAGAUCACCAAAGCCCCCAACUUGCUGCGUGUGGAGAUUCAAGACCCAGUGCUGGAGGAUGAGGGCGUGUACCUCUGUGAGGCCAGCAAUACCCUGGGCAAUGCCUCUGCCUCAGCCACCUUCAAUGCCCAGGCCACAGUCCUGGUUGCCUCACCAUCAGACACACUGCGGGAGGGCACAGAGGCCAACCUGACCUGCAACGUGACUCAGGAAGCCACCAGCAGCCCCACCAACUUCUCCUGGUUCCGAAAUGGGGUGCUGUGGGCCCAAGGUCCCCUGGAGACUGUGAGGCUGCUACCUGUGGCCAGAACCGAUGCUGCCCUCUAUGCCUGCCAAGUGCUCUCUGAGCCUGGUGCCCAGCUUUCUGCUCCUGUCAUCCUGCGUGUACUCUAUCCUCCAGAUCCUCCAAAGCUGUCAGCCCUCCUAGACGUGGACCAGGGCCACAUGGUUGUGUUUGUCUGCACCGUGGACAGUCGCCCCCUGGCCCAGCUGUCCCUGUUCCAUGGGGAGCACCUCCUGGCCACCAGCCUGGGCCCCCAGCUCCCAUCUCACAGCCGUCUCCAGACCAAGGCUGUGGCCAACUCCCUGCAGGUAGAGGUCCGGGAACUAAGCCUUGGGGACUCUGGCAACUAUCGCUGUGAAGCUACAAAUGUUCUUGGAUCAGCCAACACCUCACUCUUCUUCAAAGUUCGAGGAGCCUGGGUCCAGGUGUCCCCAUCACCUGAGCUCCAGGAGGGCCAGGCCGUGGUCCUGAGCUGCCAGGUACCCACAGGAGUUCCUGAGGGCACUUCAUACCACUGGUAUCGGGAUGGCCAGCCGCUCCAGGAGUCGAAUUCAGCCAUACUGCGUUUUGCAGCCAUAACUCUGGCACAAGCUGGGGCCUACCAUUGCCAAGCCCAGGCCCCAGGCUUGGCCACCACAAACCUGGCUGCCCCCGUCAGCCUCCAUGUGUCCUAUACCCCACGCCGGGUCACACUUACCACCCUGAUGGACACAGGCCCGGGGCGCCUGGGCCUUCUCCUGUGCCAUGUGGACAGUGACCCUCCAGCCCAGCUGCGGCUGAUCCAUGAGGACCACCUUGUGGCCUCCACCCUACAAAGUGUGGGAGAACUUGCAGGCAGUUCUCCCCGGCUACGGGUGGCUGUGGCCCCCAACACUCUGCGUCUGGAGAUCCACAAGGCAGUGCUGGAGGAUGAGGGCAUCUACACCUGUGAGGCUACCAACACCCUGGGCCAGGCCUCAGCCUCAACCAACUUCAAUGCCCAGGCUGUGAGCGUGCAGGUGUGGCCCAGCACCACUGUGCAGGAAGGGCAGCUGGUGAACCUGACUUGCCUUGUGUGGAGUACCCGCCUGGCCCAGCUCACCUACACAUGGUACCAGGAUGGGCAGCAGCGCCUAGGUGCCCACUCCAUCCUCCUGCCCAAUGUCACAGUCAUGGAUGCUGCCUCCUAUCGCUGUGGUGUGGGGGCCCCUGGCCAGACACCCCACCUCUCCAGACCUGUCACCCUGGGUGUGCUUUACGCGCCCCGUAGCCUGCGCCUGACCUACCUCCUGGAGAGCCGUGGUGGGCAGCUAGCCCUGGUACUGUGCACUGUGGACAGCCGCCCACCGGCCCAGCUGGCCCUUAGCCAUGCUGGCCGCCUCCUGGCCUCCUCAUCUACAGCCUCUGUCCCCAACACCCUGCGCCUGGAGCUGCGGGAGCCACAGCCCAGUGACGAGGGUCUCUACAGCUGCUCCGCCCACAACCCUCUGGGCCAGGCCAACACAUCAGUGGAGCUGCGGCUGGAGGGUGUGCAAGUGACCCUGGCUCCAUCAGCUACUGUGCCUGAGGGGGUUGCUAUCACAAUGACCUGUGAGGACCCUGCUUCCCGCCCUCCCAUCCUCUAUGCCUGGUACCACAACGGCCACUGGCUUCAAGAGGGGCCCGCUGCCUCACUGUCAUUCCCAGCAGCCAUGCGGGCUCAUGCAGGCGCCUAUUCCUGCCAGGUUCGGGAUAUCCAGGGCACCCGCAGCUCCCGGCCUGCUGCCCUGCAAAUUCUCUAUGCUCCUCAGGAUGCUGUCCUGUCUUCCUUCCUGGACUCAAGAGCCAGGCCAAUGGCCGUGGUACAGUGCACUGUGGACAGCGAGCCACCUGCUGAACUGAGCCUGUCUCAAAAUGGCAAGGUGCUGGCCACUAGCAGUGGGGUCCACAGCUCUGCAUCGGGGAUGGGCCAUGUGCAGGUGGCCCGAAAUGCCCUGCAGCUGCAGGUGCAAAACGUGCCCACGGGUGGUGAUGACACCUAUGUCUGCACCGCCCAAAAUUCACUGGGCUUGGUCAGCACCAGCAGGCAGCUACAGGUGCAAGGUGUACAUGUGGUGGCUGAGCCAGGCCUGGACGUGCCUGAGGGCACAGCACUAAAUCUGAGCUGCAGCCUCCCUGGUGGCCCCAGGCCCAUGGGCAAUUCCACCUUUGCAUGGUUCUUGAAUGGCCGGCGACUACAUGUGGAGCCUAUGCCCACUCUCACCUUCCCCCAGGUGGCCCGUGCCCAAGCUGGGGUGUACCACUGCAAGGCUAAGCUCCCCACCGGGGCUGCCACCUCUGCUCCAGUUGUGCUCCAUGUGCUCUACCCUCCAGAGACACCCACCAUGACAGUCUUUGUGGAGCCUGAGGGAGGCCUCCAGGGCAUCCUGGACUGCCGGGUUGACAGCGAGCCUCUUGCCAGCCUGACCCUCUACCUUGGCAGUCGGCUGGUGGCCUCCAGCCAGCCCCAGGGUGCUCCUGUAGAGCACCACAUCCAAGUCUCUGCCUCCCCCAAUGCCCUGAGAUUGGACAUCACGGAGCUGAGGCCUAGUGACCAGGGGGAAUACGUGUGUUCUGCCUCCAAUGCCCUGGGCUCUGCCUCGGCCUCCACCUACUUUGGGACCACAGCCUUGCACCGCCUGCGUCUGCUGCAUCAGCUGCUCUGGGGCCUGGGACUGCUGGCUGGCUUCCUGGUCCUACUGCUGGGCCUGGGGGCCUGCUACACCUGGAGAAGGAGACGUUUUCACAAUCUGGGCAUGGACGAGAAUUCAGUGGAGAUGUCUUCUCAGAAAGAGACCACACAGCUCAUUGACUCUGAUGCAGCCACCUGUGAGACCUUGUCCUGUGCGUCACCCCUGAGCUGAUCUCAGGAGGAGGAGGUCGCCACAUCUAUGAUGACCCAGCCCGCGGAACAUGAGUAAGGCAGCUCUGAGUUCUGCCUGCCUCUGGGAAAACAGCUCUGUGACAUCUGACUUUUUAUGAUUGGCCCCCAAGCCUCUUGCCCCCAGGAAGAUGGGUAGUGAGAGUGGGGAUACACUCCUACCCAGGAGGAUGUUGACUCUCGGGGACUCUGAAGAGAAGCAAGUAGGGCGCAUCAUCCAUUUCUCUCACUCUUUCCUGCCUCUCCUCCUCCUCUCCAAAGGGGGCCCUGCCCCUUCACGUCUCUCCCCCCAAAGCUCCCCCUGGACUUUCUGGAUGGAUUCAAAUAGAAGAGGAGCAUUCUGUGUCCUCAGGCCCACAGAGGCCCCCAUAUUAGGCAAAAUAUAAGUCAGGCUGCUCUAAUAAGAGACCAAAUAUGUGAUAGAAUUUUAUUUUUCUCUCCCAUGCCAGUCUGGCUAUGUUACAGCGGUUUGAGUUGUUGAGAUCUUUUUGUCUUAUUUCUCUAUCCUAAAAUGUGAGGGUCACGGCCCCACUGUUCACGUUCACUCCAGCCAGCAGAGGGGAGAGUGGAAGUAGAAAGCACUCCCACUCCCACUGGGGACACAACCCAGGAAUUGUACAUGUCUUUUCCAUUGGCUCAGUUUACCCUCAUGGCCACUCUGUGCUGCAAGGGAGGCUGGGAAAUGUAGUUUUUAUGCUGCACCCAGCGCAUAUUUGGAAAUUCUAUUUCCAAAGGCUUCCAACUGUGGACUUAUGCCUGGGACUUAAGACACUGGUGUCAAUGCCACCAGCAGGCCGUGUUCGGUCUCAGCGCUUGUCUGCUGAAGGCUGGAGCAUGCCCUUUGACAUUCUGGCUGUGGGCUUCCUGGAAGGGAUGUCCCUUUCACAAAGUACUACUGAGGAAACGAAGAAAAGGUGGUGGCCCCUUGGGAGAGCUGUGGCAGACAGUGAGGCUGCCUGAAUAGACAUCCCUGCACCAGCCCCUGGAGGAAGAGGUGCCCCCUUUCCCACUACCCCCACCUCCAGGGCUGAGCACUGCCUUCCCAGCUCUUCUGAACAUGGUGGGCAGGCAUGGAUGUCGUCAGCAUCCUUGUUUCUGCUCCAGGGGCUUCCCUCUCUAUGACCAAGUGAGCUCUUGUCCUUUUCCUGGAGUCCCAUGUGCCAGGGGCUGCUGAAGAGGAUGAGCAUUACCAAGAAGGAAUAAAGAGCUCUCAAGAAAUCAGGG
Messenger RNA from Otolemur garnettii (small-eared galago), 6514 nucleotides. RefSeq names its product sialic acid binding Ig like lectin 1 (gene SIGLEC1). The record is from RefSeq and is a predicted model, not a curated record. Bases 153 to 5273 code for a protein of 1706 amino acids. NCBI's taxonomy places the organism in Eukaryota, Metazoa, Chordata, Mammalia, Primates, Galagidae. The transcript is spliced from 22 exons.